Brassica napus (rape) is the source of this 2183-nucleotide messenger RNA. RefSeq names its product acyl-CoA--sterol O-acyltransferase 1. The record is from RefSeq and is a predicted model, not a curated record. Lineage: Eukaryota; Viridiplantae; Streptophyta; Magnoliopsida; Brassicales; Brassicaceae. The transcript has a single exon. Bases 100 to 1131 code for a protein of 343 amino acids. Gene Ontology annotation, biological process: lipid metabolic process.
CCUAAGUUGUAAAGAUUCUGAUUGAGUUUAUCAUCUCCCUUCGAUCUCGAGACUUUAACUCAAGAAGCAAAAGGAAAAAGAAAAGAAGAAGAGGAAGACAUGUAUACGGUGAGUUUCAUGUACGUGUGGGGUUUAGUGAUGGUCUCAUUGUGUUACACUUUUUAUGUUGGCAAAUUGGUUGGAAGAGGAAUCAUGCGGCAGAUUUUGAUCUUCCCAGUCUUGCUCAUUUUCCUCAUAGUUCCUCUAUUAGUGUCUUCCAUACAUUUAAUAUGCAUCACAUCGUUCUUCAUCGCCUGGCUCGCAAAUUUCAAAAUCAUUCUCUUUACUUUAGGACGGGGUCCUCUCUAUUCACUCUCUCUCCCUGUCUUCUUAGCCGUUGCGAGCUUGCCCAUCAAGAUUCAGCUGAUCCCUAAACCACAUGAAUCGAGAGAGGGUACUCUCUUGAAUUAUGCCAAAAAGUUUGCAACUUUGGUUCUCAUCAUAAAAGUCAUCGAGUACAGCAGCAAACUGCCCGACAAAGCCGUGUUUACACUCUAUCUGAUGAUCCAAAACUACUUCAGUCUCAAGGUCAUCCUAUCAACUGUAUCUGUUGUGGUUAGAGCCACGUCUAAUCUUGAGCUUGAACCACAACUCGACGAGCCACACUUGGCGACAUCACUUCAAAAUUUUUGGGGGAGACGAUGGAACCUGAUGGUUACUGGAAUCUUACGGCCAACUGUGUACGAACCGACGAUGGAGCUGUUGUCAGGCUUGGGUCGGAACCGGUCCAGGUAUCUUGCUGUCUUCAUCACAUUCGCUGUCUCAGGGUUAAUGCACGUGCUCAUCUUCUUCUACAUUGGACGGUUAAGGCCAGAUUGGAAGAUAAUGUGGUUCUUUCUUAUAAACGGAUUUUGCACAUCGGUGGAGAUCGCUAUCAAGAAAAACGUUAAGGGAAGAUUCCCUACAACAAUAAGUCGGGUUUUGACAAUGGGGUUUGUGGUGGUGACAAGUUGGUGGCUCUUCUUCCCGGAGUUUAAGCGAUGCAAUUUGCCUCAGAGGGUUUUUCAAGAGUACGUAUCCAUAGGCGCAUUUGCAGCUCGGGUCAAGAAUACAAUCACCGCAUCUCUUCUUUCUGCUUACCACACUAUGUGAACAAAUCUUGAGUUUUUUUUUUUAUUUGGUUCUUCCAAGUACAAUAAUUGAUUGCACCAAACAUAUCAAUACUAUUAAAAUGGAAGGAAUCUAAAAAAAUCUAUCUAUAAAAGUUGUUUGGACCCUUUCAUUUAAUUCAUUAUUUUUUUAUCUUACCUUAGAUUUAUACUAACAAUAUGUUACCAUAUAUUUCUCUAACAAUAAUUUAGUCAAUUCUUUUAUUUAUUUAAAUCUCACUCCUAAAUCCUAAUCAUUACUAUUACUAUAUUUAUUAUUUUGAUUUUUAAUCGUAAAAGCAUUGAAACUAAUGUUUUAUAUUAUCACUUUUAUCAUAUAAUAUAUGAUUUAAAGUAAGAUAAAUUAUAAGACGUAUAUUUGUACAUUCUAACUUCCUCUUUCGUUUAUAAUAAAGUAAUCAUAUCAUAUAUAAACUUUUCCACUAAAAUCUCAUAUCAUAUACUAAACUUUCAACCGUCUAUAGUUUGAUAAUAUUUUCAUAUUUAAAAAUGAGUUUUCUGAAUAUUCAUGUUACCUUCACAAAAAUGAAGAAAUUCAUUGGUUCUAUUAAAGCUAACCCGACUUCACGAUAUCAUAAUUGAUUAUUCAAGAUUUUGAAAAUUAUUUGUUUAGAUAUUAUACUUUUAUAUACUCUUCACUUAAAACGAAUCAAUACUAUUAAAAGGGAAAGAGUUUUAAAAAAUCUAACAUAAAAAAGUUGUUGGAGUUAUGUAUAACUAUUUAUUAUUUUUCUGAUAAUACAUUAAUCAUUCUAAACAAACAAUAUUUUAAAUAUUUUUAACAGAUCUUAAUAUUAUUUCUUAUGAUACCUUUACUCAGAAAAAUAUUUCAUCAGCCAUAUUUUUGUACAAUAACGUUAAAAAUCUAUAUCAAAAGGUUGUUGGACCUGAUAUGGACGUAAUGGGUCCACAUCUGUUCGGGUAUUUAAGAUCCUAAAGAAUUCGAAAUAUAUAAAAAAUCUGAAAAAUAUCCGAAACACGAAAAGUAUUUGAAACUCCAAACAAAUACCAAAAAAAUUCAAAUACCUAAAAAUU